This is a messenger RNA of Dreissena polymorpha, 4527 nucleotides long. RefSeq names its product haloacid dehalogenase-like hydrolase domain-containing 5. Lineage: Eukaryota; Metazoa; Mollusca; Bivalvia; Myida; Dreissenidae. The record is from RefSeq and is a predicted model, not a curated record. Gene Ontology annotation, biological process: glycerophospholipid biosynthetic process. The transcript is spliced from 8 exons. Gene Ontology annotation, cellular component: mitochondrion. The coding region runs from base 43 to 1365 and encodes 440 amino acids.
AUUGGCUACAUUUGACACACCUCUACAAAGGUCAAGGACGUAAUGGCUUCUGUAGCCAAAUGUUGUACUCGUAUUUACAGAGGAUUUUCUAGUGUUGUACGGGAUAAAAUUACGAUAAGAAAUGGAAAUAUUCACAAACAGCCCAGGCGAUAUUUGAAGACAAAGGAAGGCAAGAAGGCAGAUUUUGGUUUCCUUUUCGAUAUUGAUGGCGUAUUUGUCAGAGGGAAAAAGGUGCUGCCCCAAGCCAGGGAUGCUAUCAGACUUCUGGUUGAUGAGAAGGGGAAAUUCAGGCACCCUGUCCUUUUUGUCACAAAUGCAGGCAAUACUCUCCGGCAGAACAAGGCCGAAGCCCUAUCAGGAUGGCUUGAUGUGGAGGUGGUGGCAGACCAGGUUGUGAUGUCCCACAGUCCUCUGCGGAUGUUCACUCAGUUCCAUGACAAACAUGUGCUAGUGUCAGGACAGGGUGGGGUGGUCGAUAUAGCCAAGGGCCUUGGCUUCACAAACAUCUGCACCAUGGACACUUUACGGCAGGCCUUUGUACAUCUCGAUAUGGUAGAUCAUAAUAGACGGAAACCUGCGCCAUGUGCGUUUGAAGAAUUUUUCCCAAGAAUUGAAGCUGUGAUACUCUUUGGUGAGCCAGUGCGAUGGGAGACCAACUUACAGCUCAUUAUCGAUGUGCUCUUGUCCGAUGGGAAACCUUGUGUAGCACCCAAGGAAAUCCCAUACCCACAUCUACCAGUGCUGGGCUGCAACAUGGACCUGCUGUGGAUGUCAGAGGCUUGCAUGCCCAGAUUUGGCCAUGGGUGUUUUUUACACAGUUUAGAAAGUCUCUAUCAGAAAAUCUCAGGACGUGAGCUAAAAUACACAGCACUGGUGGGAAAACCAAGUGAGUUGACGUAUCACCAUGCAGACUAUCUUCUGUAUCAGCAGGCCCUCAAAAUGGGGAUAAAGGGCAUUCACACCAUAUACUGUGUGGGGGACAAUCCGGAGUCAGAUAUAUACGGAGCCAAUCUGUACAACAAGUACCUUGAAAAGCGCGUACAACAGCGGGUGAAGAAACCAGUGCAUCAAGUGGUUGGCUCACAUGCCCCGGAAUAUGACUCGGAUUCAGAAUUUGAAAGUGAUUUACCCGAUGAGCUGAGUGGUGUUUACGCCAAGUCUUGUCAAUCCAUACUGGUCUGCACUGGUGUAUAUUGUUCAUCACGAGACUAUGUGACGUAUGGCCGCCCACGCUCAUCCAACCACAAUCAUCGAGAUUUCGUGCUUGACCCAGUUUUGACUCAACCCAUGUAUGUGACUCAAAAUGUAUACGAAGCCGUAAAACUCGUGUUUGAAAAAGAGAAGGUUGUUCUGCCUAGUAGUUGAUGAUGGUUAUCACUUAGGAUUCCAGCAGACAUUGAUAAUCGUAUGUGAUGUAACUCUUAGGAUUCAAGCAGAGAUUGAUUAUCUCAUGUGAUGUAACUGUGAACAAAAUUUAGUGAAAGUUAACCUGUUUCUUUCCUUUGAUUUUUUUAUUUGUAAAUAAAAAUUAUGCACUUACUGGAAUUAUGGCAACACACAGAUGCUUUUAGGAAAAUCAAAACUGUUUGUAUGUAUGCAAUUAUAUUAUUUAUUGAAAUGUUUUCCAACUUUUGAAGACUGCUUAUUCUAGUGUGCUCUAUUGUUAUAUGAUUUUUCUUUUUGUUUUUAUGUGAAAAAAAAAUCAAGCUACAGUCAUCUUGAUAGUGCUUACAACACACUCAUCCAAUAAGUAUUCCUAAUCUGUAUGGUAAACAAAACUCUUUUUAUGUUUUUAAAGUGCUGUUUUUAUUUGAUUUCAAACUGUCUUUUUUUCGAGUUUGAGGUCAUGUCCUUCUUGCCUAAAUAGAACCAAUGAGAUUCCCAAAUGGUUUUAUUUUACUGAUGUUUCCCAAUGAAUCUCUGGAAUAAUUUAUAUUUUCAAAUAUAAUGCAGAUCUGUGGUAAUAGUAUUUCAUUUUGAGGUUUGUAGAUUGCAUCUUGAUAUGAUAACAUGUAUUAUGUCCUCUGCAAACUUUAUAUGCAAUUUUAUUACCAUACAUUUUGUGAUGAAUUUAUAAUGGGUCUGUUCUAUUUUUAAUUUAUGCACUAUGCUUUAAUGGCUGUUAUGCUUUGUUAUCCUAUUUAUAUGCCCUUCUCUCGACGGGACUUAUUUUAGGAACACCCUUGGCAGAUGGAGGGUUGGGCGGAUGGAGUUAAUUGUUUCCAACAGCUAACUCAUACAGUUUUCAUUAAAUCUUCACCAAACUUUGUUCAAAUGUUGUUGUUUUUUAUUGAACAUAUAGGCUGAGUAAGAUAAUCUGCUUAUUUGCAUGAGGCUUUUAAUAGAUAUUGCCCUUUAUUUGUUAAAAAAGAAAACUGCGGAAAGCAGUGUUGCACCCCAUGUGGUCAAUUUUUUACAUGUGGUGUGUAUUUGUGUCCAUGACCUUGUUUUUAUAUGUUUUUUUUCAAGGCACCUUUUCUCUGCGUUUUUAAUUAGUUUGUUAAAAUAAUCAAAUCUUCAUUUACACAAGUUGUUUAGACUACAUUACCUAUUAAGUGAUUAAAAUAUUGUUGUUUUUAUUGUUGUUGUUAUGUGUCAACUUUUAUUUGUCUCUCUGAACAUUAUUUAUUUGGUCAAGAAAGUUUCAUGUGUGCUUUAACUCUUUUCUUUAUUUUGAAAAGUUAUAAAUGUAUCUAUUCAGUAUUGCAGCUAGUAUGAACUCAAUUUAAGAUGUCAGUAAAACAAAUAUUAUUUGUUGACAAGAAUUUUCGUUGAUUUUCAUAUGUGUGCUCCAUUUUAAUGAAUUUGUUAACUUGCUUAUAACAAAAUAAAUUGAACAUAUAAUGUAUUUAAUUCGCCAAAAACAUAUAUAGUAAAUAUUUUUAAAAGCACAGGGAAAAUUUAAUUUAAUUAAUAAAAAGAACUUUAAGAAUAUAAAGAAAGAAGUCACUACUUCAAACUAUCUGGCUAUCAUUUUCAAUCACCUAUUUAUACAUUUAUAUUGAUUUUCAUAUAAUAAAGCAAUUACAGAUAUUUUUAUCUUCUGCAUUAUUAUGUUAAUAGCACUUGUUGAGCAUUUUCUUUGCCUUUGUAUUCCUGGCUUCACAUCAAUCCACAACUAUCUGGAAUUAUCAACACAAUUUGUUAAAGUAAUAUUUAUUUUUUAAAGAAAGUCAUAAAAAAGAUCUGACUAAUUGUUUUAUCAUACUAUAUUUUACUUAGUUUGUUAAGAAAAUUUGUAUGCUAGAUAAAGGCUCUGAACUCUGUAAAAAAUAUUUGUAUGAAAUAACAAUUUGUGGCAGAUUCAUCAGUCUGAGAACAUUAUAUGACGUAACGACUCUUCAUCAUCAUCAUUAUCUUACCUUGUCACCCAUUUGGCCUGAAAUUAUGCAGGGUCAUUCCAAUCAAUGUCUUUUUCUUCAGGUAUGUUUAUAACACAGAGACAUUUUCUUGUGCUCAAGUCUGUUAUGUAUAUUAAAAAAAUUCAUAGUCAUUUUGUUGUGAACAGCAAGACACAACAUUUCUAUAUACAUUUUCAAGAGGUUAGUGGGGUUUAAUUGAAUUUCUAAAAGUAAAAUCAUGGUGAAAAGUCUUAGAAUGCAUCUUUCUGAUUUUUGUUUUGAUAUAUAUUAAUUCUUAAAAUAUUUAUUACAAUAUUGUUCAAUUCAUUUAUAAAUGAAUAUAACACUGACCCCUGUAUUUGUAUUCCUAACUUGCUCUUGAAAUACUAGUUUGUUUGUGUGUUGUUGUUGUUGUUGUUCGGGGGUUGGGGGGGGGGGGGGGGGGCAAAUUUUUGAAGCUGUUGCUGUUAAGAUUUUUCAGAGCAUCUUUGUUUAUUCUGAAAAUUGAUCAUAUUUUGAGAUUGUGUUAGUGUUAGUGCUUGUCAAAGAUUUUUAUUUUAUGAUGGUAUCAUGUUCCAUUUUUAGCUCGGCUGUUUUCAAAGAAAACCCGAGGUAUUGUCAUAGCCAGCUCGUCGUCUGGCGUCGUGCUAAAACCUUUACAUUUUGUUAACCUUUUAAACAUUGGCUCUAAAAUCAAAGUGCUUCCACCUACAACUUUGAAACUUCAUAUGAAGAUGCACCUUGAUGAGUUCUACACGCCAAACCCAUUUUGGGUCACUAGGUCAAAGGUCAAGGUCACUGUGACCUCUUAAUAAAAUAAAUUCUGACAGGCUUUCAUUUAUUCAAAACUGCACCCGCAGCCAAGUGUUGGCACCCGUUAUGCGGUGCUCUUGUUUACUAUGUUGAAAUAAAACAUUUAAGUUUUAAGUAUUUAUUGAAAUGCUGUACCAGGUUAUCAGUAUGUGUAAUUCCUAUUGAUACAAACAAUGGCAGGGCUUUCUUUAUCUUGUGCAAUUUUAAAUGUAAUUGAUCUUAGUUAUGCUUACCGGUAUACUAUUUGGAAGAUGUGACAGUGUUAAGCUGUUUCAACUUCAAUUCUAACAUUUUCAGUACAUUCAGUACAUGAAUACAUUUCAAUUAGCUGGUUUGAGGUCAGUUUAUUUUCAUAAGGUGUUUUUAUGGCACA